AUGGACGACGGCAAACAACGAGCGCAGGUAACGGAGACCCAAGAAAUCUGGUGCAGGAAUCGUUUGGGGUGCUGUCGAUUGGUGGAAGGCCGAAGACAGGAAACGGGAAUCACAGUGAGGCUGAUGUGGCUUCUGUGGGGUGUAGCAAGGUCUCGUCGCCGUCAAAAACCCUCUCAUCACAACCACCAUCAUUCCGCCAUCUCCACCUUGCCGGACAACGAAGUCGAAAACGAAAUCGACAUCCUGUCAAAAAUCCACAGCCCUCGUCUCGUUAAUUUAGUCGAAUUCACAAACACCCCACAACAAAAUCGCCGCCGAAUUGGGGGCGGAGAACGCUGCCGCCACUCUCUUCAGCCUCUUGGUCUUCAGCCUCUCGGUGGUGGACGAAAACAAGGUUCGACGAUCGGAGCUGGGGUUUACAUUCUUGUGGGUACAGUUGCUAGAGAACAUUUUGGCCCUGCUUUGGCCUUUUCUUUCCUUAUUGCUGGUAUAGCAGCUGCUGUCUCUGGCUUUUGUUAUGCUGAGCUUGCAAGUCGCUGCCCUUCAGCUGGAAGUGCCUAUCAUUAUUCCUACAUCUGUGUUGGAGAAGGUCUUGCUUGGAUAAUGGGAUGGGCUUUGAUUUUGGAAUAUACAAUUGGAGGAUCUGCCUCCAAUUCAGUUCCAAAUCAACAACCAAAAAGAACUCAAAUCUGA
Lactuca virosa is the source of this 693-nucleotide messenger RNA. The record is from the annotation of a GenBank genome assembly. Lineage: Eukaryota; Viridiplantae; Streptophyta; Magnoliopsida; Asterales; Asteraceae.